Messenger RNA from Daphnia carinata, 4949 nucleotides. RefSeq names its product vitellogenin-2-like. Lineage: Eukaryota; Metazoa; Arthropoda; Branchiopoda; Diplostraca; Daphniidae. Gene Ontology annotation, biological process: lipid transport. The transcript has 13 exons. Gene Ontology annotation, molecular function: lipid carrier activity. The record is from RefSeq and is a predicted model, not a curated record. Bases 96 to 4745 code for a protein of 1549 amino acids.
CCUGUUGCUUGUUACCAGUAUAUAAAGAGGGAUUGCGGACUGGAUCCAGUCGCUGUCGCCAGUGAUCCUUUGGGACGCUAACUAACUACAGCAAAAUGGCUCGUCUGAGCGUGUUGGCCCUUGCACUUCUCUUCGUCGCCGGCCAGUGCCGUGCGGAAGGUUUGUUUGAAGAUGGUCAAGAGUACCAGUACUCUUACCUUACCUACACCACAUCCGGUGUUCGUGAACCUGCUCCCACUGGCUCCUCUUUCGGCAUUCGCGGUAACUUGCUUAUCCAGAAACAGGCCGGAGAAGCCAUUGUCAAGCUUUCGGAUGUGACUUUGGGUAUGCACAAUGGACCCGACUCUCUUCUCUCGACCGUCAAGUUCUUGAAGAAGCCCGAGUUGGUUAUGUUGGAGAAACCCUUCAAAAUUUCCUUCUUGAACGGAAAGAUCACCGGAUUCGAUGCUGACGCUUCGGAUGCCGAAUGGUCCAUCAACAUCAAGAAGGGUUUGGCCACCAAGCUUCAGAUGGACGUUGCUGCUGGAGAGAUUGGCAAGGGAGACAGCGCUUUCCUCCGCACCGUCGAGGACACCGUUGUUGGUACCUGUAACACCACCUACUCUUUCGGAGGCUCCGAAAAGGGUCGUCUGAUGUUGAUUAAGCAGCGUACUCAAAGCGAAUGCACCAACGUCCCUCGUAUGGGCCACAACAGUUUUGGUGCUACUAACUGUGCUGGUAAAUCCCAAGAUGAGCUCGUUGCAACCACCCAGCUUUACUACCAGCUUAGCCGCGGAUCCAGCAGCAACACCGCCAAGGCUCACAUCAUCUCGUCCUUUGGCUACCAGGUUCUGCAAUGGCAUCCACCUGCGGGAUCUCCCUUUUACAACUUGGCCAACACCACUUUGGUGCUGAAAUCUUCCGGACCCAUCGCUAAGCCAAUCUCUGCUUCUGGUUUGACCAAGCACUAUGGCAGUCUCCGUUACACCCUAAAGCGCCCGAUUCCGACUCCUGAAGAUCUCGAUUUGGCCCGUGAGGAAGACUUCUUGCACCCCGAGGAGCCCCAAUCCCAGCAAGCUCUACGCGCUAAGGCUGUUCCCGUCUUGACUAAGUUGAAGGAAGUCAUUGGAUCAGGUGCUCUUGAUGAGGAAACUCUCAUGGAUCCCACUGCCAUGGCCGCCAUUCAGCUUUUCCAAGCCAUGAGUUUGGAAAGUCUGCAAGCUGUUUGGAAAAACGUAGCAAAUGAUGAGGAGCUCAAAAACCUGUUCAAUGAGAUCCUUCCAGCUACUGGUACAAACCCUGCUGCCUUGAUGGUCAAGGAAUUGAUUCUAAGUGGCAAACUCUCUGAUAUGGAAGCCCGCCGUAUGGUUGCUUUCCUACCCUAUUACCUGCGCAUGCCCUCUGAGAAAUUAUUGACUUCCUGGGAGGAUCUGCUGAAGGAGAGCCCCAGCAUCAAGACCAAGGAACUGAGGGGAGCCAUCGCUUUGGCUUUCGGUCAUCUCGUUGGAGUCACUUGCAGUGCCAACAGACUUCGCCCUUGCAAAACUGACACUAUCAACAAGUACACUCGCAUGUCCUACGAAGCUUUCAAAUCAGCCAAGACCCACCCCGAAAUGAUUGUUGCCCUGAGCACGCUGCGCAAUACCAAUUUGAUUCCCGCCAUCGAGCGUCUUAUCCCUCACGCCAAGAGCGGCUCCGUUCCCCACGCUGUCCGCCCUCAUGUCAUCUUCGCUCUGCAGCCCAUUGCCGCCGUCAACCGCAACAAAUUCUUGUCUGCUGUCCUCCCCCUGAUCCUUAAUGCCACCGAAACCACCGAAAUCCGUAUUGCCGCCAUCUCCACUCUAUUCCGUGUCCAACCCACUUUCUUGGAGCUGCAGCAGUUGAUCGCAGGUGCCAUUUGGGAACGCAAUCAGGAAGUGCUCAACUUCAUGAUGACCACCUUCCGCAAUUACGCCGAUUCCAAGAAUCCCUGCAUUAAGCCCAUCGCCAACCAGUUGCAGUUGUUGUUGCGUCGUGUCGCCUACAUCAAGACCAACUUCUUCCGUUCCAGCAACCGCGUUUUCGACUUCCAGGACCAGAAAUAUGGUUUCGGUGGUGGACUCCAGCUCGUCACUGUUUACGGUGAAGAAUCCCGCGCUCCUCUCAUCAUCUCCGGACGUGCCAACUACCGCAUCUCUGAAUACGGCUAUGUUCCUCUUGAGAUCAUGAUCCGUUUGGAAGGUGUUGAGGAUGCCUACGUGCGUCUCUUCCGCAGACUGGACCCCAAGGACUUCAAGCUCGAUACCCUGAAGGAUCUUUUGCAGAAGACCAUGAAGAUCGUCCCCCGCCAGCAGGCUCCCAUGAAGAUGGAAAUCUUGUUGCGUUCUCAAGGAUACACUUUGAUGUACCGUCACAUGGGAAUGGAAGAAAUCGCUGGUCUGAUGGAAGGCAAGGGAUUGGUCGAAAUGAUUUCUCGUGGCUUGAAACUGACUCGCAAUAUGGUCAUGCUCGGCGGCCAGCACGUCAGCUGGAGGGCUAACGAUCUCGGUCUCCCCGUCGGUGUCGGUCUCAGCACUCCUGGCUUCGCUCGCCACCAAUUGGCUUACGGCAACGUCAACCAGCCCAACAAGCUCGGUCGCUCCAUCCAGGCUGAUUUGGACGUCACCAUGCAAGUGGUCACUUACAUGGUCGCUUAUAACCCGCUCGGCGUCUCCCAGGGAAUCAUCAAGGCUCGUGGAUCCCGCAUCCACUUGCCCGCUAACCUUUUGGUUGGUUUCUCGCCUGCUGACAGCCAAGUUGAAAUCAAAAUGAAUACUCCCACCGAAGAGAAACCUUUGUCAUACUUGUUUGGCAGCAAAACUUUUGCUUUCAUGUGGGGCAAAGAUGACUCCAAAGCCCUUUCUUACCUUAAGGAUACCUGCUCAGAAUGCGAAACUAGAGCUUUGGUAACCCGCGGCGAACAGUUCCGCAAAGGUCAAGUUAUUCGCGAGAACAUCAACGAACUUUUGGGCAUGGAAUCCCACGUUGAGGUUUACAACUGCGAGACCUACACCGGCAAGGCCUCCAUCGCCAAGGUGAUGUUCGAGUCUUUCAAGCCCUCCGAGAUCAACUCGCACGGCAGCGUUGCCGGUUUCGCCGUUAUGGGCUUGAUGCAGAUGCGCAACUACUUCUACCACUAUCCUCCCACUGGCACCUGCUCCAUGAAGGCCGUCCUCCACAGGACUCAGGAGAAUCCCGCCGAGGCUCUUGAAAUCAAGCUGAAGAUGGAUUCCGCUGUUCCCGCUGGCAAGAAGGCCGCCCCCGGCAAGAGCUUCAAGAACGUUAAGGGAGCCGUCACUUUGCUGGGCACCCCCGAACGCAAGUGGAACGUCGAAGUCAACGUUGAGAGUGAGCCUUUCAACGUCAAGUCUCAGGUCGCCGUCAAGAUCGCCCGUUUGGCUAACCCCACUCUCAGCGUUCCCAGCCGCGCUCUCUGCGUCAACGUCAAGACCGCCUGGGCCGCUCUCCCCGAAGACAUUUUCGAGACCCCGUCUACCAUCGAGCCUUCCGUUCAGCGUGAAGUCUCCUUCGUCUGGGGUGAGGCUCCCGCCAACGAUUGCCCUAAGGCCAACGCCAAGGGUAUCUCCACCAUCAACGUUAAGGUCGUCGGUAACAUCACCGAAGCCCAGCGUGAAGCCGCUACCAGCCGCACUUCUUACCCUUACGAUCGCUGCGACUUGGAUCGCAAUGAUGCCGGCCGCUCUGGUAUCGUUGGACCCAUGACCCAGGCUUGUUACGAGUCUGUUCUGCACUACGCUACUCCUCGUAGCUACGUUUUGGACAUCAAUUACGCCAACAUGUCUCCCCGUGGUCAGAUGGCUCUUCUGCGUAUCGAUACUAUGCUAAAGGCCUCCUUGUUGCCCUACUGGAGCAUGCAUGCCCCGCAUGGUCCUACUGCCACCGCAAAGAAAGUCGCCGGUGCCGGCCACAUUGAAUUGAAAAUGGAUGUUAAUGAAGAUGAUGUUGACUUGCAUGUACACACCGACUUGAUGCACAGCCACUACGAGAACGUUGAUAUCCUCAAGAAUUUGGGUAUGGCUUUGCGUAACGCCCGUCUGCCUAUGUCUCAAAUGUUCGCCAUCAAGGCUGGUUUUGUUGGUAUUUGCGACGUCGCUCCCAAAGCUGUUGUCACCUUCGAUAAUGUGACCAUGAGCACCGAUCUUCCCGCUUGCUACACUCUCAUCUCGGCUGACUGCUCUCCUACUCCCCGCUACGCCGUUUUCGCCAAGAAGACCACCCAGUCUCUGCCUUUGGCCGCCAAGAUCUACGUCGGUGGUCACACUCUCGAGCUGAACCCCACCGCUAGCGGAGUCGAAGUGAAGGCCAACGACAAGGUCGUCAAGGUCGAAACCAACAAGCCCUACGUUUUGGCUGACAAGGACAACGUCAUCCAGUACAUCGUCGUCAGCAAGAUUGGUGCCCGCUACUUCGUCCAGGCCCCCAUCCUCAAGUUGACUUUCCGUUACACCGGAGACGACAUCACCAACAUGAUCCCCGCCACUCACCGCUCUCAACAUUGCGGUCUUUGCGGUGACUACAACGGCCAGUUCUCUCGCGAAUUGGUCAGCCCGUCCGGUUGCAACGUCAAGGAUGCCACCGAUCUGGCCAGGUCGUACGUCUUGAGAGACAAGAACUGCAAGGAGACCAUCCCUACUCCUCCUUGUGUUGCUGAGCCUUUGAACAUUGGUGAGAGAAAGACCCGAUCCGUCGGAAUUGUUGGUCAUAUGGAUAAAUUUAUCCGUUCUUAAACUGAACGUAAUCCGUCACGAAGUUCUCGUUGCCUUACAACUGAUGAGUCAGCAACUCCUGAAUUAUUUUUUUUUCUACAUUUAAUUUUCGACUUUCUCGUGGAGCUUUACAGUCCAAGAUCCUUUUGAGUUUAGUUGACCCUGUGUGUUGUUUAACUGUUCUCAGAAUUGACUACCUGAAUACAACAAAUCAGGAAUUUAAAA